Saccharomyces paradoxus is the source of this 765-nucleotide messenger RNA. It is a transcript of the gene PRE6, whose product is annotated as proteasome core particle subunit alpha 4. The transcript has a single exon. Gene Ontology annotation, biological process: ubiquitin-dependent protein catabolic process. NCBI's taxonomy places the organism in Eukaryota, Fungi, Ascomycota, Saccharomycetes, Saccharomycetales, Saccharomycetaceae. The record is from RefSeq and is a predicted model, not a curated record. The coding region runs from base 1 to 765 and encodes 254 amino acids. Gene Ontology annotation, cellular component: proteasome core complex; nucleus; proteasome core complex, alpha-subunit complex.
AUGAGUGGUUACGAUAGAGCUUUGUCCAUUUUCUCGCCAGAUGGACACAUUUUCCAAGUGGAGUACGCCCUGGAGGCGGUAAAGAGGGGUACCUGUGCUGUAGGUGUCAAGGGUAAGAAUUCUGUAGUAUUGGGCUGUGAAAGAAGGUCCACUUUAAAGCUACAAGACACUAGAAUUACACCUUCUAAAGUGUCCAAGAUUGACUCGCACGUAGUGUUGUCAUUUUCUGGAUUAAAUGCAGACUCCAGAAUUCUUAUCGAGAAGGCCAGAGUAGAGGCCCAAAGUCACAGACUAACGUUGGAGGAUCCUGUGACGGUGGAGUACCUCACACGUUACGUCGCUGGUGUGCAACAAAGAUACACACAGUCAGGUGGUGUCAGACCAUUUGGUGUGUCGACGCUGAUUGCCGGCUUCGAUCCAAGAGAUAAUGAACCCAAGCUAUACCAGACGGAACCAAGUGGUAUAUACUCGUCGUGGUCUGCCCAGACAAUUGGGAGGAACUCCAAGACGGUACGUGAGUUUUUGGAGAAGAAUUAUGACCGCAAAGAACCACCAGCUACAGUGGAAGAGUGUGUCAAGCUUACCGUAAGAUCUCUGUUGGAGGUAGUUCAAACAGGCGCAAAAAAUAUCGAAAUCACCGUUGUUAAGCCAGACUCAGAUAUUGUUGCCUUGAGCAGUGAAGAAAUUAAUCAGUACGUCACCCAAAUCGAACAAGAAAAGCAAGAGCAGCAAGAGCAAGACAAAAAGAAGAAAUCCAAUCAUUAA